AUGAACGAGUUUGAUCAUUGGCGCAAGGCCUUUGAGUGUGAAGCCUGCUCAUAUAGCUUCGAUACUCGUGCCCAGGCGAAGUACCACAUGCAACAGAUGGAUCACUACCGGAUUCACCGAUGCCAACCGUGCGACAAGGGGUUCGAGAACGAGAACAAUCUGCGACAGCACAUGAAUAGCAACAUACACCGCGGUACCGACAUCACCUGUCCCUUCUGCAAACGUAACUUCGCAACAGCGACAGGCGUAACACAUCACCUCGAGACCGGCUCUUGCAAGAAUGCUCGCUCGUUGAACCGCGACACCAUCCUCUCUGAGAUUCGCCGCCGCGAUCAGAGCCACAUCAUCACCAAGAAAUUCAUCACGUUCCACCCUACUGAGUCUUCGAUAACCGCUACCUCCGCGUCUUGGAAUCCUCACCUUGGCAUGUACGAAUGCUACCUCUGCCAUAAAGCUUUUCGGGAGCUGAAGAGUCUAAACGCCCACGUCAACUCGCCAGCACAUAAGGAGAAGGUGUAUCACUGCCCGGGGCGCGCAUGCGGUAGGGAGUUCAGGGCCCUCGCGGCGCUAUUCAAUCAUCUCGAGAGCGAGACGUGUGGAACUGCGAGGUUCAACGAUGUGCAGAGAAAUGUCGAGGGCAUCUUGACGGGACAGGGAAGAAUCGGUUUCGCAUAA
Molecule: messenger RNA, 675 nt
Organism: Ascochyta rabiei
Lineage: Eukaryota; Fungi; Ascomycota; Dothideomycetes; Pleosporales; Didymellaceae
Exons: 2
Coding region: 1-675 (224 amino acids)
Biological process (GO): regulation of transcription by RNA polymerase II
Cellular component (GO): nucleus
Molecular function (GO): RNA polymerase II transcription regulatory region sequence-specific DNA binding; DNA-binding transcription factor activity, RNA polymerase II-specific
Source: RefSeq, a predicted model, not a curated record